UCGUUCGAAUAUAUGACAUAUACAGUACAAUAUAUAUUUAAAUGUGGAUCUAUAUACAAUAUUUUUCAUAUAUUUAAUAUAUUCUAAGCUUAAUGCGAGAUUUCGAUAUUUCAUGUUGAAGAGAACCAGGGCAGUCAUCCUUGAUUCUAAGAAUAGCUGGCGUUGUGUGAUAGCAAUAAACAGAGCCAGAGCUAUUCACUUGUCGCCAGUCUCCAGCACAGAGGCGGAAUCCAGUUCCUGGGAAUCGGAGGAAAUCAAUGAAGAAAUCGGCGGAAUUCCGCGACACCCUGUAGGUCUCCUGUUUUAUAUGGACAGUGAAUUUCAUAGGUUACAAAUUGAGGUUGCUGUGGAAUCAACUGUAAACCAAUAGCUAUGACGAUUGACCACGGGACUUCGUGAUAGUGUGCAAGCAAUGGAUGUACCCUAUUGGAAUUGGGAUGCUUUUAAGUUUUCAAUGAAAUGUGGAUAUUUUUCUCAACAAGUAGGCAGAAUGAGUGAAAAAGGAGUUACUGCUAGCUCUCUGUCAAUUCCGGCGUAAAGGGGGUAUUUUUGGGAUACCUGUUAGGUGUAGGAACAUCUUGGAAAGAUGGAGACUGAUCAAAAUCUCUCAAGUUCUGGAGAUAUUUAUUCACAAAGUGUUUUAUCGGAUAUUAUGUUCACAGGGAAGAAAUUUAUGAAUUAUUCUUUACCUAUCGGUUUUGGUUCACCAGGACUCGCACUGAAGUUCACUAGAAACGAAUCACACCCGGAAGACCUCGGCAGUGUUUCGAUCUCCCCGGGAACUAUCGUAGGACUCUCACUGCUGUUCUUUGUGAUAUGUGUGGUGGGCAUUUGCGGGAAUUCCUUCGUGGUUUGUGCCGUAAUUUGUAAUAAAAAGAUGAGAACUUCUAUGACAAAUUUACUGAUUACAAACUUGGCGUUUGCAGAUCUUCUCAUCAUGGUGUUUGGGAUCCCAGAGACCAUCUUGUUUAUGUUAGACCAAGGGUGGCUGUUCAACAGAACUGCCUGUAAAGUGAAUCGUUACGUCAUGGUGACGUCACUAUACGGGUCUGUUCUCACUCUGAUUGCGCUUUGUGUGGAAAGGUAUGUAGCCAUCAUCCACCCAAUAAAAGCCCACAUCGUCUGCAACAAGAGACGGAUCGUGUUCGUGUUGGGCUGUAUCUGGCCGUGCGCAUGCCUGGCCGGUCUCCCCACCCUCCUGUUUAAUGAAGUCGUGCAGGGCGACCCCACACUCCCCGUCUUCUACUGUAUGAUCAUAUUCCCCGAUGACCACAUGUUCUAUUUUGUGAUCUUCAAAUACAUAGAAUCCGCCUUGUUCUACUUCUUACCUCUUGUGAUUCAAGUGACACUGUACGUAUUUGUGACGAAACAUUUGUUCGUGGGUUCUGAACGGCUGCAUCGGCGAGUGACGAUCCGAUUGGUCAACGGUUCGUCUCUGGAGCGCUUUUCCGAGGCCCUACAAGCGAGAAGGGGCGUGGUCAAAAUGUUGAUUUCCAGCGUAGUGGUUUAUUUCUUGAGUUAUCUUCCUCAUCAGGUCCUUCUCAUCUCCAACACGAUAUCCCCGCAGACAUUUCACAAGAACUUCGCCUUUCAGGUGUUUGUGAUGAUUGUUGCCAACGUCAACUCAGCAGCCAACCCGGUUCUUUACUCAAUAUUCAGCCAAAACUUCAGACAGUGUUUUAAGUUCAUUAUCUGUAGAUGUUGUCGGACUAAGCAUCAUCAUCAUCAUCAUCAGAUGAAACCUCCUAGACAACCGACAUUGACCUCUAACACGUCACGUAUUUGGCGCCAUGCUAGUUACGCAUCCGCUACAACUGAAAUGUAACAAAAAGUUUGAAUUUAUUUAAUACAAUUAUGUCUUUAACUUUGUUAUUCCAACUUUUUUUUGCUUCUUAGAAUUUUAUGCUUGUUGCAAUAAAACAAUUA
This is a messenger RNA of Magallana angulata, 1926 nucleotides long. RefSeq names its product neuropeptide receptor 15-like. Gene Ontology annotation, cellular component: plasma membrane. Gene Ontology annotation, biological process: G protein-coupled receptor signaling pathway. The transcript has 3 exons. Lineage: Eukaryota; Metazoa; Mollusca; Bivalvia; Ostreida; Ostreidae. Gene Ontology annotation, molecular function: G protein-coupled receptor activity. Bases 587 to 1825 code for a protein of 412 amino acids. The record is from RefSeq and is a predicted model, not a curated record.